Porites lobata is the source of this 16214-nucleotide messenger RNA. NCBI's taxonomy places the organism in Eukaryota, Metazoa, Cnidaria, Anthozoa, Scleractinia, Poritidae. The record is from the annotation of a GenBank genome assembly.
AUGGCAUUCAGCCAUGAAGUACGCGCCCACGGUCGGUUUUCGAAGUUGGUGGAAAAAAAUAGAGCACAGUUUAUUGGCGUCGGGUUUUCUUCAUUUAGGUCUGUUACAGUCUUCAAAAAGACACUAAAGCAAACUUGGACGAGUAAGGUAUUUCUUUUUUUCUAUUAUAUCCUCUUAACGUUCAUUUUAGUGUCCUGCUGUGCAUCGUUUUUCUACGUGCAUCAUGCUCUGGCGUGCAGUAAGCUUAUAAAAAUACUUUUUUGCAAUUUUCCGCAAACAGUUAAAUUCCUUCUUUCAGUUUUAACCUGCUUGAAGGGAUAAAAGUGUUGCAAAGAAAUUUACAUAUAUUUUAUGAGUUCACUGUCAUCGCAUACUUAAGAUGGAGACGUUUUCGGGGCGACGGCGACCGGACUGGCAGAGAAAGCCUGGAACUAAGGCAGCCGUCGCUUCCCGUCAAAAAUAGAACAUUAAGAUCGCAGUGAACUCAGAAGGACGGCGCCUUUAAUUAGAAGAAUACCGAAGAGGAAAAUAUGGCUUCACAUGAAGAAUUAAAAGAAUAAAUAUUUGCUAUGCAGACAACAUGUAUCGGAUGAAGAGUUUCUCGUUUUGUGGGAAAAUUAUGAGUCCAAAAAUCCCGAUUUUCCUCGGGACAGUUACGAUCCGUUCACGCUAAAAAACAUGCGGGAUGCAGCUGAGUUCCAGGCAGAAUUCCGUGUUGAAAAAAAAGAGACCUCCACAGGCUUGCCGAAGCCUUGCAAAGUACAGGAACAUUAAAAUGCUACCAAGGAACCGUAUUCUUAGUUUGGUAUUGAAAUAAUUCCCGGGAAAUACUUGCAUGCAACAACGGCAACAACUUUAUUUCAGUAUUGCCACACCGAGUUAUUACAUGGUAUUACCUACUAUUCUAUAUAAUUUUCAAUGCGUUUCACUUAUACGAUAUUCUAACGAAAAGAGCGAACUAAAAAAACACAAUUGCAAUAUCGGAGUUCAUAUUUUGUGUCUGGAUACUUUUAUUUGGCUCGUAGGAAAAUUUUGUCCAUGUCAAGCUCACUUACGGUUGGCUGUUUGCCAAGUUGGAUCUUGACCCUGUGACAUGAAAACAUAGAAACAUUAUAAAGAUGUAAGUUUAGAUAACAGAGCUUGGAAAUCGAGCUUGAAAUGUGCCUCGAAGAAAACAAGGACAAUUUAAGAACGAUAAUCUGCAAAAUGUUGGUUGCUAAACGCAACAAACCUGAUUGAAAUGAAAGUUAAAUACUCGCGUUUUCGCCACAACGCCAAACAGACCAGUUUCACGUUGCCGACGGCACCACGAUGGCAAGGUGGUGAGCACGAGCAUGCGCAGUAUCCAACAAUGAUGAUGUCACGUCCGGUUGAAGUUGCCGUCGCCCCGAAAACGUCACUAUCUUAAGUUCCCUAAUGGCAAUCACCCCUUACGAAAUGAGACACUAUCUUUUUUCUAUCUUAAAGCUAGUUAAACAAACUAUCUACAAGCUAUCUUGUUUCUAGUUUAUUCCUAUCUUCAUGCCCUGUAAGUAAGUAAGUAAGUAAGUAAUUUUAUUUAACCACAUAUCGCAUAUGAGCGAUAGCUCGUUUAAAUGCAAAUGUGCCAUAAAAAUUACAACGUGAUAAUUUACAUAAUCUACAUGUACAAGUAAUGAAUAAAAAUAAGAAAUAGAAAAGUUAAACCAACUAAAAGAUAAUAAUAAUUUAAAAAGAAAAAAUAUUGGUAAUCAGAUUGUCUAUUAACAAAAUUCACAGUUGCAGUCAUACGAUGAAGACAACUGUAUGUUUUGUAAGUUUUUCCUAAAGAUAGAGAGGGACUCCGACAUCCUUAUUUUGUCUGGUAGACUGUUCCAUUGUUUGCCAGCCUGGUACGUGAAAGAAUGUUGCAUAUAAGAUGAGGUCGGUCUUGGAAGAACAACCUUAAGAUGGCCCCGUAGGCUGUAACCAUUGCUUCGCAGUAAAAACAUUUCCUGAAUGUAGUUCGGUGCCCGGUUAUAAAUGCUAUUGUAUACAAGUAUCAGUGCUUGUUCUAUGCGUCGAUGUUCCAAGCUUUUGAUAUGUACAGUUUUAAGUAGCUCUUCAUAAGCAGUCGACUUGGAGUAGUUAAGAAGAGUCCUAAGAGCAAAUGCAUUGGUUGACUCUAGUUUUGCAGACAAACCUUUACUUAGACCUAUGAACAAUGGUGAUGCGUAUUCAAAGUGAGGCAGAAUAAAUGCUUUGUACAGUUUAAUCAUAAUAUCUGAGGGUAUAAGUUUACGAAUGCGACGAAGAAUUGAAACUUUUGUGUUCACUUUCCGGCAAAUUUCUUUAAUAUGUGCUUUAAAAGAGAGUGAAUUGUCGAUAAUUACACCAAGGAGCUAGAUCUGUGGAACGUAAUCCAGUUCAUUGCUGUCAAUAACAAAGGGCGUUGGUAGAGUUGCUCUAUUGAAGAUGAUGGAUUGAGAUUUACUAUGGUUGAUCGCCAGGAAGUUCUUACAAAACCAGGAAACGAGUAGACCAAGGUUGUUUUGUAGAUUUAUUUGCAAGGUGGAUGGACAAGGGCUUGAAGAAUACCCCGUAGUGUCAUCGGCAUAGAAUCUUAAGGAGCACGAAAUAUCUGAAAAAUUCGCAUCAUUCAUGUAUACAUUGAAGAGAAGGGGACCCAAGAUUGAACCUUGAGGAACUCCACACUUCAUAAUUUGCCAAUCUGACAGGUUACCGUCUAUCUUGACAUGUUGCUUUCGGUCAGUCAAGUAAGAACGUAGAAGUUGUAGGGUGUCUUCAGUUACACCGUACGCUGACAGCUUUGCAAGAAGCAAAUUAUGGUUAAUAGAGUCAAAUGCUUUGGAGAGGUCUAUGGUAAUUGCUGCAGAGUGCUCGCUAGAGUCUAAAUUUGCUCUAAUGUCUUCGCAUGUUUUGAGGAGGGCUGUGUAGCCACUAAUAACUAAUUACUAUCUUAAGCCUAUCUUAAUAAUAACUAAUUUCUAGUUAUUUGGAACCAUGCAGAUAGGCUAUCUAAAUACCAUCUUAAAAAGGAAAUUUUUGCAUCGCUGCAAUAGUUAGCUUUUGGAUACACAUAAGAUAGAGUAAAACUAGCUUUUUAUCGGCUAAGAAGCUAGUUUUCGGAUACGUUUUUGCCAAUAAUGACAUCAUUGACAUAGUUAGAAACUAGUAAUUAGAUAGAAGUUAACUAGCAAUUUACAUGUAUUAAUGGCACGAUAGAUAGCAAUAAACUAGACAUAAACUAGUUGAACGAUAGUGUUCGGAUAGCUUUAAACUAGAUGUCUGGCAGCUAAAAGCUAGUGUUUGGAUAGCUUUAAACCAGAUGGCUGAUAACUAAAAACUAGUCUUUGUAUAGCAAUAAACUAGAUGUAUGAUAUUUAAAAACUAGUGUUUGGAUAGCAAUAAAAUAGAUGUCUAAUAACUAAAAACUAGUGUUUGGAUAGCAAUAAACUAGAUGUCUAAUCUUGGCUAAAACGUAGUUAUUGGAUAGCAUUUAACUUAGUUUUUUGAUUAGCUAGAGUGGUUUGCACGGAUAAGAAUUAGAUAGACGCGGCGUAAUAAGUUGAUCAAUCUUAGUGACAUGCCGUAGUUUUAACUUAAACCUUUUAAAAAUAUAAUAAACAGUACAUUUUUAAACACGAUAAUGCAAGUCAUAUUAUAUUGAAAUAUACUUGACUGUUGCCUGUAGCCUACAGCAAAGGAUUCCAUUUUCAUUAAUAAUGAUUUAUUAGUUCCAUCACAAGCUGUUCAAAGUUCACAUCAAAUUUGAUACAACUUUAGUAUUUAAUAAUUUAUAUAAGAACUCAGCUGCAUGUCUGCGCCACUUCCUAAUUUAUCCGCAACACCUUCUUUACAUCGGAAAGCUUUUAUCCACUUGCCUUCCCCUUUUGCUCUGCAAAGAAGACAUAAAUAUUAAAGGUCAACAAUGUGCCAAUUAUAAGAAUAAAGUUAUGCCAUUAAAGAGUUCUUUAUGGUAUUAAUUGUUUUUUAAAUUUAUCGGCCACUACUUGAAUAUUGCGGAUCUAUUCAAGAGGAGCCAUAAACCCGAUUUGCCCUUAGAUCUGUUUCUCUUUACAUGUGUAAUACAGAAGAACAAUUAUAGCUAGCCAUGAAAGAAAAUAAAUUUAACCGUCUAAAACCAAACACAAACAACUUUUACUUAAUUGUUUACAGUAAGACAAUUCCAUGCUUCCAAAUAUUUGUUUAUCUUAUCUUAGCAGAAAAGGCGGCGCAUUCCAGUAGCACCAGCCAAGACUUUUAGAAAAAACCACAAGUUAAGCUCCGGAAACUUGAGGGUCACGUCACAUCGAUCGUUUUUUCAUUCAAAAAAGUAAAGAAACAGUAAAGUAAGGAAUUAUAAAAUACGCUUAUAAAAAAAUUUAUCAGUCACUGAAUGGAACAAUAACCACCAAGCUUAUUUAAGUUAUACCCUUUUUUUCGAUCAUCAUCAGCCAAAAAAUCUCUUGAUAAUAACUGACAGACGGUCUGUGACAAUCUUCUUAAAAAAAUCCUACUUAUCAUUCACGGAUAGUUGCGCUAAAGAAUACGUUUCCCAUAGGACUUUCAAAAGUGAACAAACUAUAACUGGCAUUCUUAGCGCUGACAAGCUUGAUCAGGAGUUAAACUAUAAGGUCAGUGUGCUGUUUGACUUGGCUCCGAGUUGUACUGAAUGUCACACUAAACGUUGGUACCGCUUCUUCAAGAAAAAUUUAAAACGAGCAAGAACCCACACAUACUAAAUCGACUAAAGCAAUAGAAGGUGAAUUAUACACAAACCUUAAAGAAGUGAGUAAAUCCUUUCAGUUUGAUAUCCUCUAUCCACGAUGAUUAGACCUUCGUUCAACCGACCCACGACUUCAACGGUUACUUCCAACGGCCGAAGAUCGAAUGAAAGGCGAUUGUGUCUUCGCGCGAUUUUUUAAUUGACCGAAGACCCGGAUGAAAGGCAGUCAACGGUAUUUCCGUUGUCACGUACUGCACCAGAGAGUCAACUACUGCUUGUUUGCACUCAUCAGGCUUAAAGAUAUCAGUUAUGAAUCCAAAAAGUAACAAAAUGGCUGAGAAAAAGGAAAAGUUCGGUUAUGAAGGACAGUGCAAGCGGAGAAAAAAAUUCCGAAAGGGUAUAUGAUAUCGUGGAGUUAAAGAGAUUUCGCAUUUGUGUCAUCGAUUCAACGUAGACUGAGGAAUGCUGGCGAACUCGAUCCUCAGGCAUCCUCUUCUUGUACUGAAAUAUUUAUAUUUUCAGCCUAAAGAAAGCGGUUCACCUUCAUCAUCUGCCAUCACAAAAGGGAAAUUCAGGUAUUUUGAAAAAACAGGCCUUCUUAAAAUGAGUCAGACGCGAUUGAUCAAGAUUGAUAUUGCAGUAACGGUAUUAUCGUGUCGUGUGGAAGGUAAUCGAGCUUGGCACGAUAAUUAAUUAUUACAGUCCUCCAACGCACAACUGAGCACAACGCUUUUUAGAGAAAAAUUUUCGCAAAUGGCUGUUCACUAUUACAAGGUAUUGUUGAUACACAUGUAGGAAACUGAAAUGAAAAAGGAAAUAAUCAAAGCAAGCCUUUAUCGAGAAAUUGUGGUGUGGAUAAUGUGAUUCUCUGUGACUUUAGAAUUAAAUGGUUUUGUGAAGCACUAAUAUAUAAAAGCGUCUCAGUCUUACAUUAAGUUUAAAAUACAGUGCAAGUCUUGAUUAAUCGAGCUUUCUGUGUAUAAAAUAAGUGAGCAUUGCCAACUAGCUGACUAACUGUGACAAAUUAUUUUUUGAUAGAAUUUACAAUAAUUUGCUAUAGAAAUGGUCGGCUUAAUAAGGAUACCCUAUGUUAUUACAGUACUAUUUGCCGACAUUGGGAAGUGCCAUAUUAUAGUUAAUAUUGGUAGGUUUGAGGCUAUCUUUUCACUACCUAUGUUCAAGAUAGUUUUAAGAUAGGUUAUAAAGUGUUUCAUGAGAAACAGAUAGCUUUCAAAUAGCCUAACUUUUCACUAUCUUUUCCAAGAUAGCUUUUGGAUAGCAUAUUAAAUGGCUUUAUGGACAAUGGAUAGAUUUAAGAUAGGCUAUCUUUUUACUAUCCACUACUAAGUUAGUACUAAGAUAGUAGAGAGUUUAACUUUACAAAAAGGAAAUAGAAAUCAGAUAGCCUAGCUUUUAACUAACUCCAGUGAAGAUAGUUUUCAGAUAGCUGAGAUAGUAGUUGGUUAGGCUAUCUUUUUGCUAUCUACAUAGGUAGUUAGUUUUAAGACACUCUAUCUAUCUCCUAACUACCGGGCAGAUAUAUAAUAGUUAGCACAAAACUAGGACAGAGAUAGCUAUGCACUAUCCGCUCAAACUCUAAAAUAGCAAAAAGAUAGCGAGUUUUGUUGAGGAACUAGAUUUUAGAUAGUUGAAACUAGUUUUAAGAUAGCAAUAAACUAGCAAUAAGAUAUGAUCAUUUUUGUAAGGGACUGCAACUGGUCCGUAUAUUUAACAGUUAAGGUAUUUUUAGGUAGAUAUUUUAUUUAUUUGCCACACAAUUACAAUAAUUACUUAAAGAUGCCAAAAGAAAAAAAAAUUGUAGGAAGAGAUGGUGAGGAGGCCUAAAAGAAACUAUAGAGCUUAUGUUAAUUAGGCCUCCUCAAUUACAAUUUUUCGAAGAUGGCAUAAAAAUUACGGCUCGGACGGGUACAAUAUAAUAUCAGGUGAAAAAUUAAACUAAUCAAUAUUACGGAAGUUUACAAAUGUUGAAUAUUAAAAGGCUUCUUCCCAAGAUUUUUGUUGAAGUAUACUAAUAAUUAUUACAAAUAAAUGCCUUAAGUGCUCUUUUAAAGGAGAAAGGUGAGGAAGCGUUGAUGAUGUUGGUGUUUAAGGUGUUAUAAAAUUUAGGUCCUUGAUAAAAAACGGAAAAUUGCUUGGUUCGAGUACGACAGAAAGGCAGACGAAAUUUACACAAGUUUCUUGUAUUAUACAAAUGAAUUUGACUUUGUAAGGUAAAUUUACAAUGAAAUUUUAAAGGUAGAGUAUGGUUUUGAUAGGAGUACAUGAAUAAGCCUAGUUGUAUUAAGUAUAUAUCAUGAAAUUUUAAGAUACCAAGAUUUUGAAAGAUUGGGUCAGUAUGUGCAUCGAAAGUGGUUUUAGCUAUAGUUCUGAUCACUCGUUUCUGUAAAAUCUCAAGACGAAUAAGGUUAGUUCUGUAAGUAGAGGCCCAAACUAAGUUGCAGUAAAAAAGGUAUGGAUAGACUAAUAUAGUGUUCGUAAGGUUUUCGUGGAUAAAUAGAAACUGGAUUUACGAAUAAUUCCUGUGCAUUUAGAAACUUUAUUGGCGACAUGUGAGAUUUCAGAUUUCCAAUUUAAAUUUUCAUCCAUGAUUACUCCCAGGAAAACUGUUUCUUUUACUUGAUCAAUUUUUUGACUAUUAAUUAAAAGUUGAAUAGUUUGAUUUGUACGCUUUUGGGAUGGUUUAAAUGCAAUGAAUUUGGUUUUUUUCAAGUUUAAUGAAAGCCUGUUAGCUCUAAAUCAUAUUGACAACUUAUUUAGUUCAGCGUUCAGUAUAUUAGUAAGGCAGUCUUUAUCCUUGUGAGACACAAAUACGUUUGUAUCAUCGGCAAAUAAUAUCAGUUGUAAUAUUGUUGACGUGUUGAUUAUAUCGUUGAUGUAGAGCAGAAAAAACAAAAGCCCUAGUAUUGAACCUUGGGGAACGCCACACAUGAUAUUAGCACGAUACGAAACAUAACCAUUGUAUUCUACAAAUUGAAGUCUGUUGGAAAAAUAGCUCUUAAUCCAUUUCAGAGCCAAGCCACAUAUACCAUAGUGUUCAAGUUUAUCAAAUAAGAUGGAAUGAUUGACUGUGAUCAAAAGCUUUCGAGAGAUCUAAAAAGACACCAACCGCUAAUUCACCACGAUCAAUAGCAGAUGAAAUUUUUUCAUGCAAAUCAAUCAAGGCAAGCGUCGUAGAGUGGUUUUUCCUGAAGCCGAACUGGUUAUGACAGAGAAUAUGUAAAUUAGUUAAAUAAUCAUACAAACGAUUAUAGAUGAUUCUCUCUAGAAAUUUUGAAAAGCUUGGUAGAACCGAGACAGGCCUAUAGUUGGUGAAUAGUGACUGGUCAUCAGCUUUAAACAGUGGUACCACACGAGCUAUUUUCAUUUGAUCUGGUACAACGCCAUGAGCGAUCGAUAAAUUCAUAAUGUGAGCCAGAGGUCCCGAAAUGAUUUGAAUGGAUUCCUUAAUUAUAGACAUUGGAAUAUUAUCAUAUCCAGCUGCUUUCCCGGAAGCAAAAGAUUGAGCAAUGGUAGUAAUUUCAUCCUCUUUUGUUGGGCUAAAAAAGAUUAAUUCUCGAAAUGAUCCAGAUAGAAAAUCUUUAUGUGAACAAGGAGGAGGCUGUAUCUUCUUUGCGAGGUUGGGACCAAUACUAGAGAAGUAGCUGCAAAACCUAUUUGCUACUUCCACUGGAUCAGAAAUCUCCUGACCGUCUGACUUAAAUAUUGUAUUUAAUUGAGGCCUCGACUUUUUUCUAUUUAAGACUUCGUUGAAAAUUUUCCAGGUCGCAUGUGUAUUUGAUUUAGCAUCUUCCAAUUUCUUUUCAUAAUACCGAUGCUUAGCCAAACGCAAGGUGUGAUUCAAUUUGUUCUUGUAUCUUUUGUAGAGUGAACAAUUGUCGACUGUUGGAACUUGAAGAUAUUUUUUGUAAAGUUUAUUCUUUGUUUUAAUUGAUUUAAGAAGAGCUUUCGUUAACCACGGUUUUUUAAAGCGCCUCUGCUUUCUAGUCGCCUUCUUGAGAGGGAAGCAAUCAUUAUAAAUCUUUGUAUACAUUUCAUGAAAGCGUUUGUACGCAAUAUCUGGCUCAUCACAAGUUUUAAUCGAAGACCAAUCAACAACUUCUAGUUUUUCAACAAAAGUAGGAAUAUUAUUCGGAUUCUUAUCUCUAAUAAAGAAGGGGUCUUGUGGACAUCGAUUUACCGACGUGUUAACGUUAUCUGAAUGAAUUGAGAAGACGGGUAGAUGAUCUGAAAUGUCAGUAAAUAAUAAGCCGCUUCUCGAACGUUCAAAAAAGUUGUUCGCAAAAAUAUUAUCUAUUAACGUAGCAGUAUGUGAAGUAAUUCUCGAGGGACGCGUAAUCAAAGGAAAAAACAUAUUAGAGUACAUUCCAUCUAGGAAUUGGCCUGUGAGGUGAUGAUUUUGGUAGUUAAUUAAAUUAAUAUUAAAGUCCCCCAUUAGGAAGCAUAUUUUGUUUUCUCUAGAGAUAUUACCUAACAACUCAUUGUUUGUAGACAAGAAAUCAUCGAGUCUAUGAUUUGGCGGUCUGUAAACAAUACCAACAAUUAUAUUUUUUUCUUGAGGUCUUAUUAAUUCAAUGAACAGUGAUUCUACAGUAUCAACAUUAUGGAGGGACAAAUCUUCUUGAAGUUUGAACUCUAGAUCGUUUGAAAUAUAAAGCCCUACCCCACCUCCAGUUCUAUUUUGCCUAUACUUGUGAAGAAAUUUGAAACCAUUAAUAUCGACCGAAUGAGCAGAAUCGUUUAGCCAGGUCUCAGAAAUUCCGAUUACAGAAAAUUUUAUGUUUAAGCAUGAUAGAUAGUCAGUCAGCUUUACUAAAUUAUGAGGAAGACUACGAAUAUUAAGAUGUAGGAAAGAGAAAUCGGCAUCAGAACAAUUUUCGCGUCUGAGCAUUUCGUUAAAUUGAUUUUCAAUAAAAUAGUCGCAGGGUGUCUCAACUGCAUGAAAAUUAAUGUCAGGAUCAAGACUGCCAGACAGUGUCAAAGAAGCGUUUGAGUUUGAAAAAAUUGGAUUGUAACGUAAGCUAGAAAAUCUAUCGGGAUCAAAGUGAACAGGACCAUUCUGUAGUUCAUAUAGCGCCAGAGAAAAGCUAGCGAGUAUUGUGUCACUGUAAUAAACUUAUCUAAUUUAACCACUUAUCUGAUUUAAUCACGUCUGUCCUUUACAAUCAAUUUGUCCAACACAAAGUACGCUAUUUUUCCAUUCCACUUUGCUUCCUCCAGCUUGGGUCUCUGCUCUUCACGCUUAUCAAGGGUCUCCUUAGCAAGAUCUUCAUUUACGUAUAAACCGACAGGUUUAAUUCUUCUUGUCGCCUUCAAUAUUUGCUCCUUUUGCUUAAAGUCUCGAAGUUUGCACACAAUUGUGCGAGGGUGUCUUCUAGGGCCAGAAGCAACCCUACCAACACGAUGAGCACGUUCGAUGUGGAGCGCUUCUUCAAGGUUGAGCUUCUCUGCUAUAACUUGUUUGACUUUUUCCUCUGUAGUGUCCCACGAUUCGUUUUCUUCUUCUAAGAUCCCAUCAAUUCUGAUGUUGUUUCUUCUACCCUGAUUCUCCAAAUAUUCUAAUUUGUCCAUAUGGUAGUCAAUAGAGUCGUAGAUGUCCUCGAUGUCAUCCUCUAUCUCAGCAAGUUUGGUUUUACACGGCUUUAGCUCGUCGAUAUCUUUCUGAGAGAAUUCAAGACUUUGUUUGAAUUCUUUUGUGUCCUUCUGGCAUAUGUUUAGGCAAGUCUUAAGUUCAGCCACAGUUCCAACCACUGUAUCUAGUCGAGAAUUGAAAUUGCUCACAAGCGAAUCUACAAGGGUUUUAAACAUCCUUUCUUGAAGCUGAAGUAUCUCAUUCAACAUCGCUGUCGUUACAAAUUCAUUCGAGGGAUUCUUGUCAGCGCUUGCUGAGCCGCCGGAUGUCUUAGAAUUAUGUGUUUCUGGCAUAAUUUUAGUGCACAGGAAAAACAAAAAUACUGACAAAUCGAUGAAAUAGGCAAGAAAAAGAGCGAAAUAAUCAAAAUACGAGGAGCUAAAAAAUUAGCGUCCGCCCGCCAUAAAUAUGCAAAUAGACAGUUAAAUAAAUAGUUAAUGAAUGAGGCUGAGUAUCUUAUGAAGAAUUAUGGAGAUCGAGGAGGGUGUUAUCCGUCGAGGCCGUAGGCCGAGGCGGAUAACACCCUCCAAGAUGUCCAUAAUUCUUCAUAUGAUACGAAAGCCAAAUUCAAUAACUGUUUUAUUAUUCAUUCAAAAUAAUUCCUAGUUUAAAAACAUAGCUAAAACAUGCUUACCUCCAUCGAUCCAUCGAUGUUCAGUUCAUCUUCGAUAGUGUACGUUUAGGUUUGUCCAGCUCCGCAAAUAUUCUCCAAAUGGCAGAUGUCGCCCUUCGAGUUGUCUUCUUGCUGUUCUUGCCAUGUUUUUAGCUAUUUUUUCGACUAGUUCUUACUCUUGAAAUGAGUGAAACGUCGGCCAUUUUUUCAAGUUCACAACCAAAACAACUCAACCUCAUCCCCAGGUCUUCUCGGUUAAUGGUGCCUUAACCUGCGAAAAUGCUGCAUUUUUGACGUCAUUUCCUCGUUAAAGUCAAAAUUCGUCCAAAUUUGGUCAUCAGUAACUGGUUAUGGUGAAUUAAACGUGUGCUUUUAGCCAAUCAGAAUAUUUUGAAUGAAUAAUAAAUUGAUUUAAGAUGUGGGUUCAGUUUUUUAAGCAACAUGUGUCUGCUUUUGUUGCUUUUGAAUUGUCUCGAGAACUUGCAUUUUACUAUAUGUAGCAUUUGAGUCUGUGGUAAAAUUGAAAAUUUAAAUUUAUCCACAUGCAAUGUGUGGUACUGUGAUCCUCAGCGAGUGAGGGACCAUCCAUUCAAAACAUCAGAAUGUUCCCGGUCUAAGCACUUUGGUUCAAACUGCCACAGCAAACCAGUUUGGAUUAGUAUCUAUCUUCUAAGCAGGAGGCUGCUUUUCCAAUUCUGGCAAGACCAACACUGUAGGUCCUCAAAUAACUGAGGAGUCUUUUUUGAUAAGGACAAUGAACUGCGGGUUUGGUCUCACAACCCUUGCUCACUCAAAAUCUGUGGGACUUUUAAGACGACACAUCCUGUUGAUAUAUAGUAGGGGACAUAGUCCCAGGUGUGGUGUGGUGCCCAUAUCUUCCAGCACGUGUGUGGUCAGCCUGGCUGGAUUAGCUAGAAAGGCUUCUGAGCAAAUGAGACAAUAACACCUAUACUGCCAGAAGUCAGGAUAUUGCUGGUUUGUGCCAUGUUGGUGGCCAAGAACAAAAUCAUUUCUCUCCUCUGGGAACUAAACUCUAUUUUCGUGUAAAUUCUUCGAGAAAAAAUUCUAUUGUAUUGACCCCCAACAUGGCGGCCUUGUCACGUGGUUGCAAACCAAGAGUUUGCGAGGUGUUGGAACCCUCACUCAGGAACCUCUUGUAGGUGACCACUCCCCUUAUGAAAGUGUAGCUUUAUUGGAGUUCACUUAUGGGCAGUUUCAACAUACUAAAUUAAGUCAUGUCACUUAUUUCAGUAAAUUGUGUCUUCUAUAGCCUUAAUCUUUGAACACAAAAAUCCUGUCAGAGUUCUGUAACCAAUGAAUAAAAUGGUAUUGUAACUGGCAAGUCUCCCAGUUACCUCUUUCUAAAUUUUCUGGAUCUGCCCCUGAAAUAUUGAGCGAACCUUGGGUUAUCCUACCCCUGCUUUUAACAACCUGGCCAUACAGAAAGAGCAAAAUAUAAUUGCUCGACAAAUGCUUCAGUGAGUGAAAUGCUUAGCAAGGAAGGAAGUAACUUGGGGCUAUAUUCUAGGCCCCUCUUUUUGUCCAACAGUUUGAUGGUUUGUGGUUUUUUUUGGUUCAGAUGCCAGAAAUUAAGCUACAAAGCUCCGAUGGAGAAAUUUAUGAAGUUGAUGUAGAAGUGGCCAAAGCGUCCGUCACAAUAAAAACUAUGCUUGAAGGUGAGUUCAAAGGAGAAGCCCUUUUUGUGAUUACACAUAACAUUGUGAAAUGAUGAAUAUACGAAUUGCAUAUAUUUGAACUGCACGGUGAAGAAAUAAAUGCAGAGAUGAUCAUCACAUCUCUACGUUUACAUAACAUUGUAUUCAGUAUUUAUAACACAGUUUCAUAUCUACAACAUAUUGGAGAAUGAAUGUUGUCUGUGUUAUUAUAAAUAGACAUAAGACAUCAGGACAUUAUUUCAUUUUUUAAAAAAUAUAAAUGGUUUUCGUUACUUUAAGGGGAACUUCACUCUAUAUUAACAACUCAAGCAAGUGCAUGAGAAAAUGACAGUUUGAUGUGCCAGGGUGAAAAUUACUGGCUAUGUACAGUGAAUCAUGAUUGACAGUUGGUGCUUAUUUUAGAGUGGGUUUCAUUCUCCUUUUAGAGAUUGUAAAAACUUGACUGAACAACAGUCACGACCAUCUCAAGUGCUUCUUUUUUGACGGUGUCAAUCUUAGAGAGUCCAUAGGAAAAAGUUGUACAAGGCUAUGUGCAAGGAAAAAAAUGAUGCCACAGAAAGCUAAUAUUUUGAGAUUAAAAUGCAGGCAGUUUACUCAACCUUGAGGUCUUCAUGGUUUGACCCAUAGUACCAUGCUUUAAUUUUUAGAUCUUGGCAUGGAUGAAGACGAUGAUGAACCAGUCCCACUUCCCAAUGUCAAUGCAGCCAUUCUUGCCAAGGUAAAUACAGUGCAUCAUAGAUACAGCCUUUUUAUAUGGAGCCUGUGUCAUUUGCUAGUGUUGAAGAGGUUUCAGUUGAAUGGUUACACAGGAUUUCAUCCACAGACCCAGAUUUAGAACUACGCACUAAAUAAAUGGUACCGUAUGAAAGUACUGCUUAAGAGGUUUCAUUUGAAUGGCCAUACCACAGAACUUCAUUCACAGACUGAAAGGUAGAACUACAUUGGAAACAAAUAGCACCAUGGUAAAUCACUUAGACUGUGAUUUAAAGUUUUAGGCAAAUUGUCUCCAUAAGAGUGUUAGCAUCAAGGCUUAUAAAAAGUGGACACAGUCUUACUUCCUGUUGACGUGUGUGGCUCAAAAAUGCCUGUACUUAAGCUCCCUAAUUUUCAUCUUGCCCUGUGCUGUUCAAGUAAGGAUAGUCACAGUGGCAGCCCUUGUUAAAAGCUUGCACUGUAAGUAAUCAGCUUUUUUGUUAUUUUGUAGGUGAUCAAGUGGGCUCAGAAACACAAGGACGACCCACCACCACCAGAUGAUGAUGAAAACAAAGAGAAAAGAACAGAUGACAUUGAUCCUUGGGAUCAAGAAUUCCUCAAAGUCGACCAGGGAACACUUUUUGAGUUAAUUCUUGUGAGUAUUAAUAGAACUGUCAGUGCUAGUCUGAGCUUAACUUUUUGGGAACCUACAUUUUUGAUAUGGUCACUAGAAAUGAAAUACCGAAAGCCUAAAAAAAAGUAGACGCAAUUGAAUUUGGAGCCACAUGCAACAUCUCACGGCUUAAUACCUGGACAGAGAGUUUAAAGGAGGUGAAUUAUGAAAAUUGGAGCAUGUAUAAUAUCUCAUUCAAAUGUUUUAUGAUCUCGCUGUAAUUGGAAAAUUAUCAACUGAGCUAUCCUGCCCUUUUAAUUACAGUGUAUGAGUUGCAGUUAAUUUUUUAUCUCAGGUAAUUUUUAUUUUUCCUUUGUUUCAAUUUCAUUAGUAUACAUUACCCUACCCCAAAACAAAAGAAAAACAAAACUUAAUUGAGAUGAAAAAUUGACCACAACAUAUGCAUUAAAAUAAUAUUGUUUCAGUCAUUUGACUUGUUCUUUCAUUGCAGGCUGCAAACUACCUUGAUAUCAAAGGACUUCUAGAUGUGACAUGUAAAACAGUUGCCAACAUGAUCAAAGGUAUUCUUCUAUUUUAUUGCUUUUUGAGUUCAGUCUGUGCCCCCAUUAGUAUGAAAUGUCAGCCAUCUCCACCCCCUAAGUCAAAAUUAAAGUGUACUGCAGUAAAAACCCACAUAUAAGAACUUACUUUUUUGAAGUAUGGCAAAAUAGGUUCUUGUAUUUUGGAGUAUUUAUUAGCAAUUUAGGCUAAGUAGGUUCUUAAUUGGGUUCUUAAUUUAUAUGAAGGAGAUAAGAGAUUGUUGAUUAGCAGAAAAAUAAAUAAACUUGGUUUUGGUCCUUAAAAAUACAGUAUUUAUUCACAAUUGUAUUAUUAUAAUACCCUAACAAAACUUGUUGCCGAAUUUACAUACAGUUUGGUACAGUAUGUUCUCGUUACACUUAGUCUCCCCUCGUUUUUUCCCCUCAUGUUUCUUUUUGUGCUGGCUGCCUACGAUUUAACUUGCUCCCCACUAUCUAAACGCCUGGAACAGGCUAAACAGGUUCUUGUAUUUUUGUGCAUUAUAGUGGCAAAUUUGUCCCAGGAGGUUCUUAAUUAAUUCACAGGUUCUUAUAUGCAGGUGUUUGCUGUAUUUUAUUACCAAAAUACACCUUGUAAUACCUCAAAGACAUAACCUAAGAUAUUUUAAAUGUAUAUCUUGAAUCCUGAGCAAAUUCAUGUUGAAAGACCAAUAUGCAAUAGGACAAGAAAAUAAUUAAUUGAUUGAUUUGAUUUAGUGUAAAUCAUAUUGAGAAUAAGUUUACAUUCAUCUUCUGUACGUCAUAUCUAUAAACACAAGUCAUAUUUAGGUUUCAAAAUUAGUCUUAAAUUUUUUGCCAACAUCCGCCUUAGUUGUAUAUUUACACUUUCAGUAACCGGUCUAUAUAUUUGAGUACUGCUAUAAGGGUUGUUUUGGUAAAAGUAAGGGACAACCAAAAAUUUUUUGCCUACUAUCGUCAAAUUUUACAAAAUGACAUCUUACACAUGAAAUUUUCAGAAUUUUACCUGUGUUUUCACAAUUUUUGUGAAAUUUGACAUAUAUUUUCUCGAGCUCCCACGAGAAAUAGUCUUUGGUGUUAUUACAGACAACUAAUUAUAUCUAUAGCCCUUGAAAAAUGUAAAAAAGAAUGUGAUAUUGUUUAUUAUUCUGGUACAAGGAUUUUGUCCACUGAAAAUUAAAAUUGCUCAAAAACCUGCUGGAUUGUGUUUCAAGCUUUCCCUCCCCCAUCCCCUCCACUCAAUGAUGUGUCGUUGUUCGUGCUACCAGUAGAAAACAACAAACACCCAACUUCAAAUGGAGGGGAGGAGGGAGGGGUGUGGGUAACUUGUUUUGUUCUUUACAGUUACCCUAAUAGAGUUGAGUGCAAUGUCUGAACAAUUUUAAUGCCAAUUAUAGAUCAGUUACAGGGAACAUUUUAACCUCCCCCUCCCCCCAAAAAAAGAAUAAAUAAAGAGAUUCUGCAGUUGGUUGAUUUUCAUGCUCCAAUCCCUUAAAGAAUCUUAAAAAAUUGAAAAAUAAAGUUGGGGAUGUUUUCUUCUCAAGUGACUGGAAUUCCUGAAUGUAUGCAAAUAACUAAAUUCAAUUUGAAUUGAAUCCACCACUGUGUAUUAACCAAUAAACAGGUAAAACUCCUGAAGAAAUAAGGAAGACAUUUAAUAUCAAGAAUGACUUUACUCCAGAAGAAGAAGAACAGGUGGGUUAA